AUGAAAUCGGGUGGCCUGCUGCGGCUGCAAAUACUUAUUGGAUCGGACAUCGACAUGUCGAGGUAUGGCCCCGAUUUCUGCAUCAUCUCCAACAUUCGCUCUUCGGUAUCAAGUUCUUCAAUUGCUUCAUCAUAUAUAAAACCUGUAAUGUCAGCUCGCUUCAGCAACUACUUUGACGAAGCAGCCGUGAGGGUCCAGAAUCGCGGACCCCGCUCAAGCAACAGUCCUAGGCGCGUCGGAGAUUUGGAGACUCUGGUAAACCUGAAUGCUCACUACAGUGAGUUGGAAUGUCGCGAGGUCACUCGUAUGUUCGAAGGCCUGGACUUGAGAGUUCGCAAUCUAGAGCAAACCGCGGAACUCAGAAUUCGCCAUCAAGAACAUAUUGCGGAGGUCCGUCAGCCAAAUGCUCCCAACCCCCAUGAGCCUGGUGCUGCCGUUGGCGAAGGAAAUCGUCCCGAAGAGGCGCCUCCGGGGAGGGCCGCCGGUGCAGAUGAAAUGGUUUUGGAUCGACCCGAACCCAUGAUACAUUACGGUCGCGCGGGGCCGGAUGCAAACACACCCCGUGAUGAGGCAAUGCUGGCAAUGACCCAAGUGAUUACCCGAGUGACAGCUGCAGUGACUACCGCGACCGUCUCCGCUUUGCUUGACUAUGACGAGCUCUUUGAGGGUAUCUCCGACGAGGACAGAACAGAUCUCUUUGCCGCCGCAGGGGUUCCUCGACCACAUGAUGGGCCAGAUGCGGCGGAGGUCGCGCGGAGGAACGGCAUUAUUGAAAGAAACUUGGUGGAGUUCGUAUUGAAUGCGAUGUUGCCAAGGUAUUGGGAAGACGAUGAUGCAUUCAAGCUCGAAUAUUUGCGACAACUCACGGCUGAUGUGAAGGCCCGGGCGGAGGCAGACAGGGACAUGUGGGGGCGAUUAUUUGAGUUCCGCCGGCUAUCGAUCGAGGGGCGUGGGCGGCCCCGUGUCCGCGGAAUGGAUGCGGAUCUAGAAGAGUUCGGACACCAAAUACGAGAGCCCGCGGAGGAGGAAGAGGCCCCCCUGGAUCCAAGUGAAGCAAGACGGGCGGAGAUGGAAAAGCUCGUCAAAAGCAUCAGGAACUCUGAGCGCACCAUCCAAAGGGCCGGGCGGGCUAUACAAUUGUGCCAGCACUCGAUCUCAGGCGAUGCGACUAGACUGGCUACGUUGCGCGGCGAAGAGGAUCGACACCAAGCGGCUCAAAUGGACGCGGGGAUGGAGACACCUCAAGCCGAAGGACCUGGGGCAGAUGAUCCGGCGCAGGUGGUAACUGAAGAAGAGAAUCAAGUGCCUCGCCCAUUGCAUCCCGAACGCCGUGGUGAUGUUCUCCCGAGGACGGCCUAUCGCACCGAGGGUGAAGGGACGGUCACGCAAAAGCGAGGCAACGACUGCGGCCCAGGGGAAGGCGGAGACGGAGGAUCCAGUAAGCGUACGAGGUUUGAACGUGAUUGA
Puccinia graminis f. sp. tritici CRL 75-36-700-3 is the source of this 1467-nucleotide messenger RNA. RefSeq lists its product as uncharacterized. Bases 1 to 1467 code for a protein of 488 amino acids. NCBI's taxonomy places the organism in Eukaryota, Fungi, Basidiomycota, Pucciniomycetes, Pucciniales, Pucciniaceae. The record is from RefSeq and is a predicted model, not a curated record. The transcript has 5 exons.